GCUAGUUAUCAACUAGAAUUUUACCUGUUUGUGCAAUUUGUUUGUUAUUGAUUGAUUGGUAGUAUAUCUAUUUGGAAUAUAUUUAAAAAUUAAGAAUUAAUGGAAUAACUGAAUUAUAUUUAUAACGUUAAAUAGUGAAAAUAAUUGGUUUCAAAUAAUAUUUUCCAUAAAUCAAAAACAUGUCCAAGAAAAAUAUUGCUGAACAAGAAACAAAGAUUAAAGAUUCACUAUUCAACUUUGUUAAAAAUCACAUACCUGAAGCUGAUUUGAAUUUAAUAGAUGAAAUUGUUUUAUCUUAUGUUAUUGCCGUAUUGGAAGAUGUAGGAACAGAUCCAGUUUUUGAUGUAGAAGGUUUUUGUGAGAUGAUGGCCGCUUAUUUUCCUGAAUUUGAAUCAAUUAAUCAUGCUUCUGUUUGCCAAUGGAUGUUUGAACUGGAAGCCAAACUGCAAGAGGCUGAAGAACCUGAAGAAAAAGGUUCUACAAUAAAUAUAUCUCUUCCAGAAAUCGUACCAAAAACUAAACCUAGGACCACAAGUAUAAGUUCUGAUGUGGAUGGCCCCAAGAGGGUACAUAAGUUAUCUGAAAUGAGUGAUGGGGGAUCCACAGAUAGCUCCUGCUGUGAAUUUCCAGAUGAAAUGGAUAUUCUUCAAGAAAUGUUUCCUACAGUUUGUUGCAUAGAGGUUAAACAUUGUUUGGCAAUAGCCGCCGGGGAUAUCGAACGCGCCACACAAAUUUUAAUUGAUCGCCAAGAGAACGGACAAUGUUUGAACCAAAACAAUUCGCUGACGAUUCAAGUGGCCAAAAAAACGAUAGACGAUUCGGAAUUGAAAAAUCGCAUCAUAGAACGAUAUUCUUAUAUCGAUAAAGAUGCUUUUGCAAAAGAACAUAGGCCGGUGGCGCCGAAAGUAGAACCGAAAAAGAUGGUGCGUUACCGCGACAACAAAAUAGUAAGUUUGAAAGGAGAACGUUUUACGGAAGUUAAAAAAGGCGAGGACGUAGACGACAUUUCUUUGAAAAAAAACAAAAAAGGCCAUACUCCGUAACCCGUAAUAAGUUUCAACUUUCCCCGAUCGGGUUUCAAUAUUAUAGAACACGGCGGCGAUUUUAAUUGGCUUUAUUUAUAUAAUGUAUUAUGUGUAUUAACCGCUAAGGCGGUUCGUUUUUAUUAUCAAUACUCUCGAUUGUUUUGUUAUCUCGAAUCCUUUCUGAGGAUUUUCAUUAGUUUUAAGUAUAUAUUACGAAGUGUAAGGUUCGUAGGUAAUAUUUUGAAUUCAGGUAGUGAAAUUAUAUUAAGUAUAUAUUUAAUUCGCCUCGGUUUUAACUAGCUAUAAGGAGCAAGUGUUAGGUUAGGAUGUUAUUAUUUCGAACACCAAAAAAAAUUAUUUUUCUAAUUGAUCUGUAAUAUUUUAUUUUGCAAAUCUACUGAUAGUUGCAGUAUAGCAAAAUACCUAAACUCAAUUUGAAUCUCAUCUAUUUAUUUCUAUUGAAAUAUAUGUUUUAGCGAUAUAUUUUAAACGGUUUUUUUAUUUUUUUUAUUCUUAUUCAAUAUAAGCAACCACCCUCUUGAAUUCUAAUGUGUUUUAAAAAAAUGUGAUAAAAGUUCGAAACUAAUAUUUCUACACUUAACUACUUGCUCCGUUUUAAAUGUAUUAUUAUUGGUAUUACUACAUUAAGUAUGUUAAGCUAGUCAAAUAUUUAAUGAAAAAAAAUCCUAUUUCUUCACUUAUUAAUCAUGAGUGUAAGAUGGUUACUCGACUACAUUUUGGAUAAAAUUUACAACAGUUUAUUACAUUAACUGUUAGAACUUUUUUGUAAAACUUUUAAAGCCACAAACAGAACUAUUCAAAUCACUUUUGCUGCUUAUAACAGAUAUUUCUACAUAAAAGUCAGUGGCGUAUUUAAAAAGUAAUGUUUUUAUGAUUGGGUACAAACUUGGUAUAUUUUAAUGUAAAAUUUUUGCAAAUUUAUCUUCUGAAUACAUUGAUAUAUCACAACCUAAUCUUCAAUAAGUUUUAGCUUCAAAAAUCAGAAAAAUUCAUAUUUGAAACGUUCCGGGGCAAAGUGAUCUAAGUGCCAAAAUACGGAAAAAUGAAAAAAACUGGUCAGUAACUGAAAUUUCUCCAUUUAUCUUUAUUAAAAAGAGCAAAACUUAUACAAAACAUAUUAUAAAAAAAUUACAAUUAAAAAAAAGAAACUUCUGCACAAUCAUAUACAGGUAGUCCUCGAUUUUCGUACAAUUCGUUAUUUCGUACAUUUUUUUUAUACAUAAUCCACAAUUUGAUCGAAUUCCAAUUUGAAGCACGUCGCUCUAAUUACGCAAAGCACUACAUCUUAUUGCUUAAAUUAAUUUCACGUAAAUAAAUUUCAAAACAGGCCCUACAGGAAAGGCGGAAGUAGCUAAUUUGCAAAUCUUCCCCAUCUCAAAUCUAAAGCAAACAAAAGAAAUAGCAAACAGUUUUAAGGUAAUACAUUCCACUGGCGGUUAUAUUAACCGAAAGUACAUCCAGACAACAUAAUGGGUAAAAACAACAUUUACGAGUUUCAUCAUUUAAUAAAUAUUCUGUGUAUAGCUACUUCACUACGUACACGUGCAUCAGAAAUUAGCGAAAAACUUAUAUCAGCAUGUGCUUAGCACGGCAGAUAUAAACUAACUAGUUACAACACGCAAACACGAGGCGUCUAAAGGUUGCAUAUACAAUGAUGUGUGGACUGUGAAUAAAUACUUUACUUUUUGUGCUAGCAAUUUUGGGCCAAAUUACCCACUGAGCCAUAUUUACCUUAUAUAUUUACCCCUUUUCGACUUCAUGAGUGAAAUCGGGCAACAUCGGAAAAAAACUAUCAAUAAUGAAGUAUCCAUGUAAACGAGACCGCUUCUGUUCAACUUCUAACCAUGCAAAAACCACGCACUUUGUCACUUCAUUUAGCAAAACAUCUUCUACACAAUAAUAAUACGGAAAACACGCCAAUGUAGUAAAAAUACACUGAACAAAAGGGAUGAGGAUAUUCUCACGCUCUUUAUCAGCUAUGACGUGCCUGUGUUUUUCUUAUUUGAUUUGUACUUUACAACCACAGUAUCAUCAGCAAAGCUGAUCAUUUGUCCCAUUUUCUUCAAUCAAAAUAUAUUAUUCAUGUAAAUAAUGAAUAAAAAUGGACCCAAGACCGUGCCUUGAGGCACUCCACAUGUCACUUCUUUUAUUUUGACCUGUUAUUAUUUAUUAUACUUAUUCCUAGGUCCUCUAAGGUUUCUAGCAUUUUUUAUGCAUGUGUCAUGUGUGAAUGAAUUCAUGGCCUAGUAUUAAAUAAACAAACAUAAAUAUGGAUUCUUCUUCUAUUUGAAGCUGAAAUUUAUUGAAGAUUAGGUUGUGACACAUCGAUGUAUACAGAAAAAAAAAAUUUUUCAAAUACGCCACUGACUUUUAUGUAAAAAUUUUAAUUAUAAACUGUUUUCAUUUUUUUUCUAGCUUAUACAGGACUUGAGAAAUAAUAACAUCUCCAAAAGUGAAAUUUUUGUUUUCGCCUUGUAUUUCAGGAACAAAAGUAAUUGGAAUAUUUCCGUUUGUGGCUUUAAAAUUUUUACUAAAAAGUGAUACGGGGUCGCGAAAACCGCAUGUCGAUAUCUUUAAUAAUAGCUGAGAUACAGUGCAGUAUCAACCAAAUGGGACACAUGUACAUAAGGUGAAUGAAUGUACUUGAGUGACCCAUCUUUUACAAAACUUUAUUUAUUUUUUUUUUGUAAAUUUGGCUUAAAGUAACCAUUAAUCGUAUUGAAUUCUUAAUUUGGAUAAUUUCGUUUAAUUGAAUAUAUAGUCCGGCCAGUGUGUGUUGACUUAUAAACAUUCAAAAUAUGGUUUUUUUUGAACGGUGACCAAUCGGUGAAAUGAUGUAGGGCCAGAAUUGUUUUAUCUUUUUUGUUCUUAUUAUGUUCUCGACAAUUACAUUCUGGUAUAUUCUGGAUUUCAAGUACUGUUUAGUCAUAUUAAUGUAACUCUUAUUGCAUUCCAUUUAACACGACGAUUUAUCACAUUUCUUCUAUUAUUCUAGUUUAUUAUUUUUUGUAAAUUCUAAUUGUUUUAAGCCAAUUUUAUAUUACAUUAAUGUAAACUGUGAUUUCCUCUAUUAUGUUUUAAAUAAAAUGAAUCGUUAUUUUGAAUUCUUAGUUGAUUGAAAUAUGAUUUUCAAUAAUUUAAUGUGAAUUCAAAAUAAUGGUUUGCGAUUAGUGUUUAAGGGACGUUCUACUUUUCUACGGACAAUUUGAGUGAUAAUUUUUUUUUAUUUAAACAAAAAUUAAAAGUUUAUUUUUGUUAUAAAAAGUAAUUUUAAAUUAUUGUCCGAUUAUCAAAGAUUUCAGAAACAUAUUAUGCAUCGACGUUUUAUUUAUACCUUUUAUUUAUUUUAAGUUUUAUCGGAAUAUAAAAUAAACAACUCAGUCACAAAAAAAUAUAUUUAUUAGUUAUUAUGUAAAAUAAUUUUUUUUAACUAGAAUACACGACACUAUUUUCUCUCUAACUUAAAGUCACCACCUAGCGCCAGCCCCCAAUAUUAAUACAUAGAAAGAUGAUUUUUGAAAUUAGUUGAAUUGAUAUUAUUUGCUGUUAAACUCUGCACAUGCAUAUGGUUUUAUGUAUUUGUGGAAUCAUCAUCAAACCUUUCAAUCCUUUAGAUUAUGGCAAUCGAGUAUAGCGCGUUAAAAUCCUUAUUUGAGGUAGAUUACUCCUCGUUUUCUUAUUUUUGUUUUCUUUAUAGAUUAUCGUUUAUCUUGGCUGUUUUUGUUUUUAUUUUCCAUUCCUUUUGGUUCCGGCAUUUUGCCCUUCAGUUCAGUUGAGUCUUUUUGCUUUUAUAUAUCUCACUAUAUUUUCCUUCUCCAGCUCUUUCUCUAUUUCUUCGAUUUUCUUUGAUCUCCUUUGUCCCUCGUGUGUUAUGUUUGGAUCUGUUAUAGUUCUCUCUCGGUUCUUUUAAGUUCUUUUUCCCUUUUGUUGAUUACUGUUGUUUCCAUCCAUUAUUCCUAGAUAGUUGAUACUAUUUCAUAAUUUUAUUUGUUAGUUUUCAGUUGGUUUGCUCUCUCUUCUGGUUUUCCCAAAUUUUUUUCCUAUAUUUUGUUUUGUCUGCAUUUAUUUCCAGUCCGUAAUUGCUUGUUUCUUCUCUUAAUUUGUUGAUCGCCUAUGAUAGUCACAUCAUCCGCGUAGGCUGCUAUCUGUAUUAUGCCUGUUAUAAUGUUCUUAUUCUGUAAUCCUGCAUUUCUCACAAUACCUUCCAAUUGGUUACAUUGGAUCUCCCCGUUUGACGCUUUUAUUUGUGUCUGUCUUUUCUGAUGUGCCUUGGAAUCUCACUUUAAUGUCGCUCUUAUUAAUUUUCUCAAUUUUUUUGGAAUUCCUUGUCUCUCUAGUUUUUAUUUUCUCUCUUUUUAUUGAAUCGAAAGCACUUGCAUUUGUGGAAUACUAAAGUUUUAUCAAUGUUACUCUUUGACGUUAUUUUUUUAAGCGAGGUCGUUUUGUAACAUUAGGAGGCGCAAAGAGACACUUUUAGAAUACUAUGUCACAAUGAUUUUGUAAAAAAUUUAAAUAGGAUUUUAGUUUUACUAUAAUCUCUGUAUGGUCCAAAAAAUCUUGUGGAAAUAAAAUUUUAGAAACUACAAUUUUGGACAGGAGACGCGUCAUUUUCUGUAGAAAAGUAGAAAGCCCCUUAUAUUAUUUUAUUAUGAGUCAUUUCUGAGUGCAUUCUUCUAGUUAGUCUUUUGAAUAAAUAGUUUUUGAACAGAACAUAGACAGCUUGAAUUUUGGAAAAUGCAUUUUUUUGUAUAUUUAGAACUGUCGUAACUGUUAUGUAUCUAACCAAUGAUGGUUGACCAUAUUCUUUGUUUUAAAUAAUUAAAACUACUUUCGAAUAAACUAUUUAUUAAACAAAAAAACAUGGUUCCAAUACUUGACGAAUGCCAGACUAUUAAAGACCUCGUAUCUGUUUACAGACCGCUUUUAAAUACUAAAAUCCUAUUAUACAAAAGGCUAUUAAUAAUUGUAUGUAUGGUCGAGUCACAUCGAUAUAAAAUAAAUUACGUAAUUUUAUACGUUAAUGGAAAUUCAAGUGUCUAAAGAACACUUACGAGUCAAUUAACGAUGAUGUGACUCCCCAUUAGGAUCGUGUACCAAAAAUCUUAAUAAUCCUUGAGUUAGGUAACUAAGUAUCACCCAACCAGAUGAUUAUCAGAUUCUAAUGGUUCCCAUCAGGAGAUGAGUAAAUUUACACACAAGAGGUUGUAUCUCUGUCUGGGUUAUAUUCGUGCCAUGUUAUUAAAAUCAAAUAAUUUUAAAUAGGAAAUUAUUAUGUCAAAACAGAAACAUUGAUUUAAAAAUAUGAAGUUUAUGACAAUUUUCAAUGAUUAAUUUGUGGUAUGCACUCAACUAUAUUUUACGGUUCGUAUUAUUAUCAGUGUUGUACAAAGGAAAAUUUGUGAAAUAUUUAAUAUUUUUUUUUUAUUAUUUCUAUAUCAAUUUUAAAAAUUAAAUUUUACCAAUCAAA
Messenger RNA from Diorhabda carinulata, 6513 nucleotides. Its product is annotated as CUE domain-containing protein 2. Gene Ontology annotation, molecular function: ubiquitin binding. NCBI's taxonomy places the organism in Eukaryota, Metazoa, Arthropoda, Insecta, Coleoptera, Chrysomelidae. The record is from RefSeq and is a predicted model, not a curated record. The coding region runs from base 180 to 1043 and encodes 287 amino acids. The transcript is spliced from 5 exons.